This is a messenger RNA of Hibiscus syriacus, 1294 nucleotides long. RefSeq names its product alcohol dehydrogenase-like 7. Gene Ontology annotation, biological process: formaldehyde catabolic process. Bases 47 to 1213 code for a protein of 388 amino acids. The record is from RefSeq and is a predicted model, not a curated record. Gene Ontology annotation, cellular component: cytosol. The transcript is spliced from 11 exons. Gene Ontology annotation, molecular function: zinc ion binding; S-(hydroxymethyl)glutathione dehydrogenase [NAD(P)+] activity. Lineage: Eukaryota; Viridiplantae; Streptophyta; Magnoliopsida; Malvales; Malvaceae.
UCCUCCGUCGCCACCAACCUAUCAUCACUAUUGUAUUUCCUUUACUAUGGCUGACGGAAAAUUGUCUAGCGAAAUUGCCGGAAAACCAAUUCGAUGCAAAGCUGCAAUUUGUCGCGAAGCAGGGGAGCCUCUAGUGAUCGAAGAAAUCAUGGUGGCUCCUCCGAGUCCUUACGAAGUUCGAAUUCGAAUCAUCUGCACAUCUCUCUGUUACAGCGACAUCACGUUCUGGAAACUGAAGGAACCUCCUGCUUGUUUCCCCAGAAUUCUGGGCCACGAGGCUGUCGGUGUGGUGGAGAGUGUGGGUGAGAAUGUAAACGAGGUCGCAGCGGGGGAUGCCGUCAUUCCGAUCUUCUUGUCGGAAUGUGGAGAGCGUGACGAUUGCCGUUCGAAACACAGCAAUUUGUGUUCAAAACUCCCAUUCAGGAUUCAUCCAUGGAUGCCUAGAUACGAUACCAGCAGAUUCACUGACCUUAAGGGAGAGACUUUAUAUCAUUUCCUAUUCAUUUCGAGUUUCUCCGAGUACACGGUGGUCGAUGUUUGUAAUGUCGUCAAGAUUGAUCCUUCUAUUCCUCCCAAUAGAGCUUGUCUCUUCGGGUGUUGUGUAGCCACAGGGGUUGGUGCUGCUUGCAAAACGGCCAAGGUUGAGGCAGGAUCAACAGUUGUCAUAUUCGGGCUGGGAUCGAUCGGACUAGCGGUUGCAAAGGGAGCAAAACUGUGUGGUGCAGAUAGAAUUAUAGGAGUGGAUGUGAACCCUGAUAAAUUUGAAGUUGCAAAAAAAUUUGGGGUCAUUGAGUUCGUCAAUUCAAAAGAAUGUGGGGACAAAUCUCUAAGCCAGGUAGUCACUGAGAUGACCGGAGGAGGUGCAGAUUACUGCUUUGAAUGUGUUGGGAUAUCAUCCUUGGUAGAAGAAGCCUUUGCAAGCUGUCGAAAGGGUUGGGGAAAGACUAUUGUACUGGGAGUGGACAAGCCAGGUGCACAGUUGAAGUUGAACUCUUCAGAAGUUCUUUUGUCUGGGAAAACCCUCACGGGUUGCUUGUAUGGAGGUGUCAAAACCAAAACCGACGUCCCACUUCUGAUAAAACGUUACACGGACAAGGAAUUGACGGUGGACGAAUUUGUGACGCAUGAGGUUAAGUUUGAAGACAUCAACAAAGCCUUUGAAUUACUUCUGGGAGGAAAGUGCAUCCGAUGUCUGAUCUGGAUGGACAAAUGAGCCAUCUGCUCAUAUAUUAUAUUGUCAUCAAUUUUAUGAAUUUGCAACAUUAUCUCUGUAUUUUAUUUUCCAAUAAAGUAC